Messenger RNA from Manihot esculenta (cassava), 1087 nucleotides. RefSeq names its product isoflavone reductase homolog. NCBI's taxonomy places the organism in Eukaryota, Viridiplantae, Streptophyta, Magnoliopsida, Malpighiales, Euphorbiaceae. The transcript is spliced from 4 exons. The record is from RefSeq and is a predicted model, not a curated record. Gene Ontology annotation, molecular function: oxidoreductase activity. The coding region runs from base 22 to 960 and encodes 312 amino acids.
AGAGGAAGAAAAAAAGAAAUAAUGGAAAAGAGCAAAGUGCUUGUGGUUGGGGGAACUGGGUAUUUGGGAAGAAGGAUUGUGAAGGCGAGCUUAGAAGAAGGCCAUGAAACGUAUGUCGUUCAACGUCCUGAGAUCGGACUUGACAUUGAAAAGCUUCAAAUGCUACUGUCGUUUAAGAAGCAAGGAGCUAUUCUUGUUAAAGCCUCUUUUUCUGAUCAUAAAAGCUUAGUUGAAGCUGUGAAGAAGGUUGAUAUCGUCAUCUGUGCAAUUUCUGGUGUUCACUUUCGAACCCAUAACCUUCUCAUGCAGCUCAAACUCGUUGAUGCCAUCAAAGAAGCAGGAAACGUUAAGCGUUUCUUACCUUCAGAAUUUGGUAUGGAUCCUGCACAAAUGGGACAUGCACUUGAACCUGGAAGAGAGACAUUUGAUCAGAAAAUGGUAGUAAGAAGAGCAAUAGAAGAGGCUAAUAUUCCCUUCACUUAUGUCUCCGCUAAUUGCUUCGGAGGCUACUUUGUCGGCAAUCUCUCUCAACUUAAAACACUCACUCCUCCAACCGAUAAGGUUCAUCUCUAUGGAGACGGCAAUAUUAAGGUUAUUUUUAUGAAUGAAGAUGAUGUUGCAACAUACACGAUCAAGACAAUCAAUGAUUCUCGAACUCUAAAUAAAACCUUAUACUUAAGGCCUCCAGAAAACAUUCUCUCGCAAAAACAACUGGUUGAAAUAUGGGAGAAACUCAGCGGCAAUAAACUACAACAAAUAAGCAUUUCUGCGGAACAAUUCUUAGCCUCCAUGAAUGAAAUGGAUUAUGCACAAAAGGCAGGAAUGGGACAUUUCUAUCACAUUUUCUAUGAAGGGUGUUUGACAAACUUUGAAAUAGGAAAAGAUGGGGAAGAAGCUUCAGAUCUUUAUCCAGAAGUGAAGUAUACGCGCAUGGAUGAAUAUUUAAAAAUCUAUCUUUGAGAUAAAAGUUUUCACCAAAUUAGCACUCCUCAUCUUGAUUUUCAAUUGCUGUACCCUGCUGAUCUUUGAGAACAAUAAUGAUGUAAUAAGGUGCCUUUUAAGAAAAUUCAAUGCUUUAUUUAGCUGC